Dicrocoelium dendriticum is the source of this 4729-nucleotide messenger RNA. NCBI's taxonomy places the organism in Eukaryota, Metazoa, Platyhelminthes, Trematoda, Plagiorchiida, Dicrocoeliidae. The record is from the annotation of a GenBank genome assembly.
CCUUGUAGUGUUUAUAAAUUCUUCACAUUUUUCCUUGUAACUUCCUAUUCUAUCUUCCGUCAAUUUUUGUACAUUUGUUUUAACUCACAACAAGAUAUAUACUCUUCUUCGAAUUUCGUUCGUCUUCUGGUGUCGGUGACGUUGUGCCGCCUUCGAGUGUUGUGCGUGUGCUUCGCAUCGGUUGUCGGAUCUCUAUUUACGAUCAGCGUUCGAUUACUCCGUUCGUGUCAUCGGACAGGUUUGCUGAUUUUCACCUUUUGUAACCUGACCGUGAGCAAUCGUGCUAAGGUCCUAUUCGCAGCGGUUCUAACUCUCUGUCAGACACUAUAUUUGGUGACCCCGCCUAUUUAAUUUUUUUGAUUACUUUUCUCUUUUUUUCCUUAUGUCUGACUACGCUGCUCCCCGUGAACCGUGUGAAAACUCAAUUGGCUUUUCGUUACCCACCUUUGAUGUUUCAAACCCUCGUGUUUGGUUUAUUCAGGUGGAGGCCAUCUUCCGAUUUCGAAAGAUCACUUCGCAAUCAUCGAUGUUUUCAUACGUCACCGCUCAUCUUCCUUCACAGAUAGCCUCGGAGGUGAUCGAUAUUCUUGAUCCGAUGCCGACUGAUUCGCCGUAUGACAAGCUCAAAUCAGCCAUUCUAAAACGCACUACGGCUUCCGAUGAAGCACGUCUACACAUGCUACUUUCAGGCAUAGAGCUUGGAGACCGCAGCCCGUCUCAACUCCUCCGGCACAUGCGUUCACUUGUGGGUUCCUCGACCCUGGACGAUUCCAUCCUCAGACAGAUCUGGACUAAGUGCCUUCCAACAAACACCACGGCAAUUUUAGCAGUCCUUGCUGAUGAGCUUCCGUUGGACAAACUAGCCGAAGCGGCUGACAAAGUCCAUGAACGCUUCUUUAAAACUGCUGUGAAUAAUGUGACUGGACCGAGCUCCACUAGUCCAUCUGGAAGUACCGCACUUGAGGAUAUUAGUGAACGACUCUCUCGGUUAGAACUCGCUGUGUCUCACAUCGGUCGUGAACGACCUGCUAACCGUAGAUUCAACUCAAGGAGUGGCCGCCGUAGUCAAUCCCGCACCAGCCGAUCGCGAUCAUACUGCUACUACCACCGCCGUUUCGGCGAUGCUGCUCGUAAUUGUCGUCCAGGUUGUAAAUACCCGAAGACGUUUUUGGAUUCUCGGCAGGGAAACGACAACGCCAGCCAGUGAUGGCGACAGCUGCUGCUGGCCAAACCAUUAGUCGCCUCUUGUACGUUUUCGAUUCCACCACCAAACUUCAUUUUUUGGUUGAUACUGGCGCAGAGGUGAGCGUUAUACCUCGAUCCUUAGAAAAACGUGCUCUGCGACCAUCCGGAAUUACCUUACAGGCAGCUAACCAAACCAAGAUCGCGACGUAUGGCCAGAGACUGCUGACACUUAAUCUUGGUUUGCGACGUAAUUUCACCUUCAUCUUCCUGAUUGCCGAUGUACAGAAGCCCAUCAUUGGUAUUGACUUCCUCACCAAAUUCGGCCUGGUCGUAGACCUGCGAUGUGGCAAGCUACGAGAUGAUACUACAUCAUUAACUGUUUCCGGACAGCUCGCUACGGUUAAUUCCAUUAAGCUUCAUGUACUUCUGCCUAAAGAGUCACGCUACUCAUCACUGCUGCAACAAUUUCCCUCCCUCCUUAGAGCAGAUGACGGCACUCUAGAGCCCAAGCACGAUAUCUGUCACCAUAUCGUCACAACCGGUCCUCCUGUGUCUGCCAAGCCAAGACGCCUUCCACCGGACAAACUACAAGCGGCCAAGAGAGUGUUCGAACACAUGCUUAACCUCGGGAUCAUACGCCCUUCCAAAAGCUGCUGGGCAUCUCCGCUUCAUUUGGUGCCCAAGAAGACCAGCGAUUGGAGACCAUGUGGCGACUACCGUGCGCUCAACAAUGUCACUGUUCCCGAUAGAUACCCAAUUUCCCAUAUCCAUGAUUUUUCUAGCAACUUGCACGGAAAAUCUGUUUUCUCUACAAUCGACCUAGUUCGUGCAUACCAUCACAUUCCUGUCGCUCCUGACGACAUUCCAAAGACCGCCAUUACUACCCCCUUCGGUCUCUAUGAAUUCGUCCGUAUGCCCUUCGGAUUGCGAAACGCUGCCCAAACCUUUCAGCGAUUCAUUGACCAAGUCCUAAGAGGGUUAGACUUUGUCUUCGCCUACAUCGACGACAUUCUCGUCGCCAGUUCGAACGAUGAGGAACACCUGUCACAUCUCCGUCUGAUCUUCGAGCGUUUUGCUCAGUAUGGCGUGACGAUUAAUGUUGAUAAAUGUAUUUUCGGCCAAUCCUGUGUCGAUUUUCUCGGUCACCGAAUCGACCACAAUGGUAUUCGCCCACUUCCCGAAAAGACGCAGGCAAUCGCGGAUUACCCAAUGCCUCAGUCCUUCAAAAAUUUGCGUCGUUUCCUCGGGAUGGUCAACUAUUACAAUCGUUUCAUUCCAGAUUGUUCCCGGCUACUUCAGCCCCUGACAGAUUUACUAAAAGGCAAGUCCCGAAAGUUUGAGCCGACAGCAGAAGCUAUUGUGGCAUUCGAUAAGAUCAAGCAGGCGUUAUCCAACGCCACCGCGCUUAGCCACAUGAAAACCGAUGUUGAUGCACCUCUCGUUCUCAGGACUGAUGCAUCACAAACUGCCGUUGGCGCCGUUUUACAGCAGAUAAUCAACAACCAACCUCAACCUUUGUCUUUUUUCUCCAAAAAGCUUCAGCCUGCUCAAACUCGAUACAGCACAUUCGGACGCGAACUUCUGGCUAUUUACCUUGCCAUUAAGCACUUCCGACAUCUACUUGAAGGACGUACCUUCACUAUCCUAACGGAUCACAAACCGCUAGCUUUUGCCUUCCGCGGUUCCUCCGAUCGAUUUUCACCUCGUGAGACCCGUCAUCUAGACUACAUAUCACAAUUCACGACAGACAUUCGUCAUGUUGAUGCCACUAACAACGCUGUUGCUGACGCUAUGUCUCGUAUCGAUCUCCAUCAUUUCUCACGCCAAACUAUUAACCUCGAGGAUAUUGCGGCUCACCAAGAAGACGAUCCUGAGUUCGCAGACUUGAAGACAAACGCUUCCUUGAAAUUCUCUCAACUGCCUAUUGUUAAUUCCGAUUCCAAAGUCUAUUGUGAUCUGUCGACUGGAAAGCCCAGACCUUUUGUUCCGCAACAGUUCCGCAGACUUAUUUUCGACCACCUGCAUGGCCUUUCCCACCCUGGCAUUCGAGCCACGGUCAAGUUAAUCACUGACCGCUACAUAUGGCACAAUAUGCGUUCCGACAUCCAAAAAUGGGCGAAGCAUUGUGUCACUUGUCAGACUAGCAAGAUACAUCGGCACACGAUCACCGUACCUGGCACAUUUGCGUUACCCGACGCUAGAUUUAAACAUGUGCACCUUGAUCUCGUUGGACCACUUCCUCCAUCCAACGGUUUCCAGUACUUACUGACCUGUGUCGACCGUUUCACACGAUGGCCUCAUGCAGUACCUUUACGAGAUAUUUCCACCGAAACUGUUUCGCGGACCUUCGUUGAAACCUGGAUAUCUGUGUUUGGCACCCCAGCUACGAUCACAACAGACAGAGGUCCUCAGUUCAAUUCCGCUCUCUUUCGAGACCUCAAUCGUUUACUCGGCUGUUGUCAUCUGCGAACAACCGCCUACCAUCCAGCCGCUAACGGUCUUGUUGAACGUUUUCAUCGUCAACUGAAAGCCGCAAUUACCGCAUCACAAUCGAGUACGCACUGGUCCGAACAGCUACCAGUUAUCCUUCUCGGCAUUCGCAACACGGUCAAAGAAGACCUAGGUUGUUGCCCCGCUGAACUGGUUUUCGGCACAACUCUCAGGCUUCCCGGUGAGAUGGUGUUAGAUUCCAGAAUCACUGGCGAACUAGACCCGACUUCCUAUGUGGUACGAUUGCGACAACAUUUUUCUUCAGUCCGGCCAACACCGCCCAGAUUCAGCCCUCGGAAUCAGCAAGUCCACUCUGAUUUGCAUACCUGCCCUUUCGUUUUUGUGCGCGUCGAUGCGGUGCGUAAACCCUUGACACCACCGUAUGAGGGCCCUUUCAAAGUUCUUGCUCGCAAAGAGAAAUACUUCAUAUUGGAUAGAAACGGUUCGAAGGAUUCUCUGAGCCUUGAUCGCUUAAAACCAGCGUACGUCGAAACUAAAACACCACAACAAGCCACAGAACAGACGUUUCCUAGUACCCCUCCUACCCAGCCAAUGUGUGAACCCUGUGUGCCCCCUCUACACCCUCCACUAAACCAGUGAGUGAACCAUAUGCACCAAAGCACACACGCUCUGGACGCGCUGUUGUUUUGCCUUCCAAACUAAUUGCUACCAACAACGCACAACUUUCGAGCGUUCGUUCUCCCGACUCACGCUCUAGGAGGGGAGCCCUGUAGUGUUUAUAAAUUCUUCACAUUUUCCUUGUAACUUCCUAUUCUAUCUUCCGUCAAUUUUUGUACAUUUGUUUUAACUCACAACAAGAUAUAUACUCUUCUUCGAAUUUCGUUCGUCUUCUGGUGUCGGUGACGUUGUGCCGCCUUCGAGUGUUGUGCGUGUGCUUCGCAUCGGUUGUCGGAUCUCUAUUUACGAUCAGCGUUCGAUUACUCCGUUCGUGUCAUCGGACAGGUUUGCUGAUUUUCACCUUUUGUAACCUGACCGUGAGCAAUCGUGCUAAGGUCCUAUUCGCAGCGGUUCUAACUCUCUGUCAGACACUAUA